This is a messenger RNA of Plasmodium vinckei vinckei, 2829 nucleotides long. Its product is annotated as stearoyl-CoA desaturase, putative. Gene Ontology annotation, cellular component: endoplasmic reticulum membrane. Gene Ontology annotation, biological process: unsaturated fatty acid biosynthetic process. Lineage: Eukaryota; Apicomplexa; Aconoidasida; Haemosporida; Plasmodiidae. The transcript is spliced from 2 exons. The record is from RefSeq and is a predicted model, not a curated record. The coding region runs from base 1 to 2829 and encodes 942 amino acids. Gene Ontology annotation, molecular function: iron ion binding; stearoyl-CoA 9-desaturase activity.
AUGACGUUGCAAAUGGGCUUUGGUGACACAGUCACCACUAUUUGGAGUAUGUUAGACGAAAAUUAUUGGGAUAUUAAAUAUGUAGGAAUAAUAUAUAUAUCGUAUACUGUUGGUUUGGCUUCUUGCUAUUUUUUGAGAAAAAUAUGUCCUCAAUCUUUUGUUAAUUUUAUAAAACUUUUAAAAGGAGUUUUAGUUUCAAUAAUUUCUGUGAUGAGCUUGAAAUAUUUAAACAUAAAUACCAGAGUAGGCAUUAAUUUACUUCACAUAUAUAAUAUUGUGCAAGUGUGUAGUUUUUUAGAAGUAUUUAGCAUAAGAACUAAAAGCCAAAAUAAAAAGUUGUCAAACGAUCAAACAGUAGUCGUUAAUAAAUAUGAGUUAGAUAAUGAAAAUGUAGAUCAACACACAUUAAUAGGGGAUGCGUCACAACAUUUAGAAAAAAUAGCAAAGACUAUUUUGAGUGACAAAAAAUCCUUAGAGGAAAAUACAGGAAUAUUAAAAGAAAAGGAACUUAUAGAACAAAUUGAACAAGAAGAAAAAAAAGAAGAAGAAUAUAUGAAGGCAAAAAAUAUUAGUAAUUCCAAAAAAAGAAAUAAUAUAAAUAAAAUAAAUUUGGUUUGGAUUUAUGUCUUACUUUCAAAAACAUUCAAUGUAAUAUUUUUUUCUUUAUUUUGGAAGUUAAUACCCAAUUUGGCAAUAGUAAAAAUAUUUUUGACCUUACAAUUAUGUACAAGCUUGAUUUAUACUGCUAAUAAUGUUUGCAAAAACAAUUCAAAUAUAAAACUAUUGCAAAAAAUAAUAGAUGGGCUUAAUAUUGUAUAUUAUAUUUUUAUAAGUUUAUUUUUUACAAAGAUAUUGUAUACAUUUGAUGACAAUUAUAAUAAUAAUAUAAUACAAAAUUUCGCAGUUGUUUCUAUUGUCUUUCAUAUGUAUUAUGGAUAUAUGGCAUUUGUUAAAUAUAUUUAUGAUUAUUAUAAACAAUUCAGACCAUCGUUAUUUUCAUUUAUAUUGUUUUUUCAUGUAUUUUCCAUAAUCGGAAUAAUAAAAUUGUAUCACCAUGAACACCGAAAAUCCUUGUUAAUACAGUGCAUAACAUUUUAUCUCAUUAAUGGAUUUGGGAUAACAUUUGGCGCACAUCGAUUGUGGUCACAUAGAGCAUUUAAAGCUAGUACAUUCGUACAAGUUUUAUUUCUAAUUUUGAAUAGUUUUGCAAAUCAAGGUAGUGUAAUAAUAUGGGCAAAGAAUCAUCGUUUACAUCAUAAAUAUAGUGAUACAAAAUAUGAUCCUCAUAAUAUAAGAAAUGGAUUUUUUUAUAGUCAUGUUGGGUGGUUAUUAUAUCAGAAAACAAAAUUUGUAAAGGAAAAAGAAAAGGAAAUUUAUGUUGACGAUCUAUUACAAAAUCCAAUUCUUAUGUUACAACAUAAAUUAGAUCCAUAUUUCAACUUUUUUUUUUGUUUCAUAAUACCAGGUAUAUAUACCUACUAUAUGUAUAACAAUUUUUGGGAUGGAUUUUUAAUUUUAGGGGCUCUUAGAUGGAUUAUUACCUUACAUGCCACAUGGUCAAUUAAUAGUGCUUCUCAUUCAUUUGGGCAUAGACCAUAUAAUGAUGAUAUAAAAGCUUCUAACAAUAUCUUUACAUCAAUAGUAGCUCUUGGAGAGGGAUGUCAUAAUUAUCAUCACGUAUUUCCAUAUUGUUAUGCUAUGAAUGAAAAUUUUUAUAUUCUUAGUAUAAACCCCACAAAAUAUGUAAUACAGCUUUUUUAUUAUUUGGGAUUAGUAUGGGAUUUGAAAUCAGCACAAAAUAUAUGUAAAGAAGUACGAUUAAGAGAAUCAUUAAAAAUAGAACAAAGAAAUAAAAGAUUAAGUGAAAACAUUAAAAAUCAAAUAUUGAAAAAAGAAGACACAAGUUAUAUAACAGAUUUAAUGAAUUCCUUUAAAGCAUUUUGUAACGAUUAUAUAAAUAUUUCUACAUUUAUGUAUAUAUUAUACUUUUUAAGAGAUAUUACUAUUAUGCUUAGUAUUUUCCUAAUCCACAUAUGGUAUUGUUAUAAUAAAUAUGGAAAUGGAACAGCCUUUUCAAAUUUAUCAUUAGAAAAUAAUAAAAUUUUAAAUACUGUUUUGUUCACACUAUUUCAUAUAAUCCUAUAUGCCUUACCCAUGGGAACGAUGUUUAUAAGUCUCUACUCAUUAGUUUAUGAAUCCAAAAGGGGAUUAAUCUUUAAAAAUCAAUUCCUUAACAACUUAUUUGGUAGCAUAAUAUCAUCUUUUAUUUUAUUACCAUAUUCCUCUGAAAAAUCAAGAAAAUCUUUACUAACAUCACUAAAUGAAGAUUUCUUUAAAGUUUUAAAAGGGCCAAUAUACUUUGAUUUAUAUACAACUAUUUUUUCUUUAGUAUCAGUAUUAUAUGGAUUUAUUGCUUACAAAUUUGGGCACUUUUAUUUUUGCACCUUUUUCGUAAUACCAUAUAUAGUUUUUAAUGCGUGGUUAUUACUUUAUAUUUAUUUGUUAAAGAAUCCACCAUGCUUAAAUGCCCAUAUACAUUCAAAGGACGUAGAUAUAAAUAUUUUAAAUUAUGUUGCCUUUCAAUCAUUAUUGGAAUGGAAAAAAAAUAAUUCAAUUUACCAAAGCAAGAAAAGAUUAUAUAAAUUUGUUUUCUCCUUUAUCAAUUUUAUGCAUCAUCAUUUAUGCUAUACACAUGUUGUGGAAUUUAUAAAUUCAAAAAUACCAAGCUAUAGAACAAAGGAAAUAUGCAAAUAUUUUGACAAAACUUUAGAUCAGUAUUGUUUUAUGCGUAAUGACAAGUUCAUGGAAAUAUUAAAAGAAUUUUUAUAA